Messenger RNA from Nannospalax galili (Upper Galilee mountains blind mole rat), 1029 nucleotides. Its product is annotated as olfactory receptor 2G3-like. The transcript has a single exon. Gene Ontology annotation, cellular component: membrane. Lineage: Eukaryota; Metazoa; Chordata; Mammalia; Rodentia; Spalacidae. Gene Ontology annotation, biological process: G protein-coupled receptor signaling pathway. The record is from RefSeq and is a predicted model, not a curated record. Gene Ontology annotation, molecular function: G protein-coupled receptor activity; olfactory receptor activity. Bases 1 to 1029 code for a protein of 342 amino acids.
AUGGAGAUAUCAAAAUGUAAAAGUUUUGUUUAUCCUAAAAAUCAGUCUGAUUCCUUUCAGGCAUAUACAGUGCAGGGAGCCAUGGAAGGACAAAACCAGAGUUUCCCCACUGCUUUUGUCUUGUUGGGAUUCUCAGAUCAUCCAUGGCUGGAGAUCCCCCUCUUUGGAGUGGUCCUGGUCUCCUACAUCUUCACCCUGAUGGGAAACAGCUCCAUCAUUCUUCUCUCCCUAGUAGAGCCCAGACUCCAGACACCCAUGUACUUCUUCCUAGACAACCUCUCUGUAUUGGACCUCUGUCUUACCUGCACCACUGUCCCACAGUUGUUGGUUAACCUCUUAAACCCAGAGAAGACAAUUGCUGCUUGGGGCUGCAUCAUACAAGUCUAUAUUUUCAGCUGGAUUGGCUGCACAGAAUGUGCUCUGCUGGCAGUGAUGGCCUUUGAUCGCUAUGUGGCCAUCUGCUGUCCCCUCCAGUAUGUUCUUAUCAUGCGCCUUUGGUCAUGUGUGUGGCUGACAGCUGCAUGCUGGGCCAGUGGCCUGGCCAAUUCUCUGCUCCAAGCUACACUCAUCCUUCAAUUGCCUCUCUGUGGGAAAAACACACUGGACCACUUCUUCUGUGAGAUGCCUGCUCUAAGCAAGCUGGCAUGUGGUGACACCACUGUUAGUGACCUGUCCCUGGCCAUGGGAGGUAUUGUUUUUUCAAUAGUGCCUCCUCUGGUUGUGCUCAUCUCCUACAUCUUCAUUACUAGGGCUGUUCUGAAGUUACCUUCAGCUGAGGGAAGGCACAAGGCAUUCAAUACAUGCAGCUCCCAUUUGCUGGUCGUUACCCUGUUCUAUGGUCCAUGCAUCUACAUGUACCUCCAGCCUCCAGCCAACAGCACUCAGGCCAAGUUCCUCUCUUUAUUCUACUGUGUCAUCACCCCACUGCUAAAUCCACUCAUCUAUACACUGAGAAACAAGGACGUGAAAGCAGCGUGGAGGAGGGGCCUACCAACCCAGGGUAGAGGAAAAUCUUUGAAAGCCAGAUGA